This is a messenger RNA of Cydia pomonella (codling moth), 1356 nucleotides long. RefSeq lists its product as uncharacterized. Bases 3 to 1307 code for a protein of 434 amino acids. NCBI's taxonomy places the organism in Eukaryota, Metazoa, Arthropoda, Insecta, Lepidoptera, Tortricidae. The transcript has 3 exons. The record is from RefSeq and is a predicted model, not a curated record. Gene Ontology annotation, molecular function: zinc ion binding.
ACAUGGAUACCGCUGCUUUUGUUAGAGCAAACUCAUCUAAUUUGCCAAAAGUAGACCCAUAUAUGCUUAUGGAGUUUAUGAAGAAUAGCGACAAACAUAAUGCCGGUGAAAUAAGAGAUGCCAAAGCUUUGUCGUCUUCAAGAGAAUCAUAUGUUGAGACUGCUAUUGGAUAUGUUGAAACAAAGCGGACUGGGAAUCUUUGUGAUGUGAGAGCUAAAGUUGUUCCUGAACAAAGAAUAACAAGCAAAUACUAUGUUGUGAUGGUCCAUUUAGAAGAGGCAAAUGAAUCAAUUAUAGAUACUUCAUGUGACUGUGCAGCGGGGGCUGGUGGGUGUAAACAUACUGUUGUAGUAUUACAUUGGCUACAAAAACGAAGUGCUGAACCUUCACCAACCAGUAUCCAAUGUUACUGGACGAAACCCAGCCUCAAACGGGCUCUAGACAAACCAUUAAUGUGUAAAGAUUUGGCAAAAGGAGAAGUCGCCGAAAGGGGGCCAAAGGACCCUUUGGUACUGAAAAGACUACGACAAGAAGCAACCAAACAUGGUUGUGGUAAAAGCCUGCUCAUGGUAUAUGAUCCUGAAAGACCGAUGAAAAUGAACUCAAAAUAUUGUAUUUUUGACAUGAUGGUGGAUUUUUUAGAAAAGGAAAGUAGGCCAACUUUUAACAAAUUUAAAAUAUUUAGCAAUGCAAUAAUGCUAGAAAAUAAAGAAAAAAUCAUGAAAGACACUGUAGGCCAAGUGAACUCAAAGCAGUGGCAUUCAAUUCGACAAGGCCGAAUUACAGGAUCAAAAAUUUAUGAAAUUGCUCAUUGCAAAACACCCCAUGGCAGUCUUGUUGAAGAAAUACUAGGAGGGUGCAAAGCACCAGAAACAAAGUCCAUGAAAAGGGGUAAAAUCCUAGAAAAACGAGUACUGAAUAAAGUAAAGACUGAUAUAAAUAAAGAAAUAGAAGAAUGUGGAUUUUUGAUUAUAGAUGGAAUUUUUGGAGCAUCACCUGAUGGCAUUGGAGAUGACUUUGUGGUCGAAAUUAAGUGUCCCAUUUCGGAGAAAACUAAAAAAAAUUAUAUAAAGAAUGGGCAAAUUGCGAAUAAGUUUAUGGGCCAAGUGCAAUUAGAGAUGCUAGCGGCUGGCAAAAAUAAGUGUUUGUUGUGUGUGGCGGACCCGAAAUUUGAAAGCAACAGCUUAAUUGAGACAAUUGUUGUUAAUUUUGAUAAAAAUUAUAUAGAUAAUUUGAUGAGAGACGCAGAGAAAUUUUGGGAUGAGAAUGUGUAUCCUGUAAUUUUAAAAAGUGCAUCUACAGCAUGACAUUAAUUUUGUACUUUGUAUUUAUUUUAAAUAAAUAUGUUUGUCUUGA